Messenger RNA from Pangasianodon hypophthalmus (striped catfish), 5353 nucleotides. It is a transcript of the gene spock1, whose product is annotated as SPARC (osteonectin), cwcv and kazal like domains proteoglycan 1. The transcript has 12 exons. The coding region runs from base 168 to 1577 and encodes 469 amino acids. Lineage: Eukaryota; Metazoa; Chordata; Actinopteri; Siluriformes; Pangasiidae. The record is from RefSeq and is a predicted model, not a curated record. Gene Ontology annotation, molecular function: protein binding; calcium ion binding.
UCUUCCCCAGCCGGGCUCAGUGUAGCUGCGCACUUGGCUCGUUACGCACGCUUCCACUUCCACUUGCGCUCCUUUGGAUAUUCACACUAACGGCUUUCGUGGGGUUUUUUUUCACAAACUUGGUGCACUAACCACACCGGAUAGCCGAGCGCGGGCCAUCCAAGGCGAUGCUGUGCGUGCUGCUGUUACCUAUCGCCGCUUUCCUGCUGCGCGCGGAGGCGGCGGUCGGCAUCAACAACAACAACAACCACCACCACAACAACAACAACAACAACAAUGGGAACACGGCGGACACGGACAAGUGGAUCAGCGACAAGGACAAGUACUGGAGCAAAUUCCGUGACGAUGAUUACUUCAGGACCUGGGUCCCAAGCAAAGCACAAGACAAAGAGCCAGAGAACAGGCCCAAGAGACAUGGGGAACCAGGAUCCAAAACACACCCAGCGCAGGCUAAGUGGCGGACUGAUGAUGGUUUGGACAUUACUAAAGAUCCUUGUAUGAAGGUACACUGUCCUCCACACAAAGUGUGUGUGAGUCAUGACCUGCAAACGGCCAUCUGCACCAAUCACAAACCUCCACAGCACAGCAUUAAGCCAAGGAAAGGCAGUCAUCUCCAUAAGCACUGGAUGGGAGCAAUGAAUCAUGGGAAAUGUAGACCUUGUCCUGUUGUCCAUCCUAGUCCAGUGUGUGGCUCAGAUGGUCAUACCUACUCCUCAAAGUGUAAGCUGGAGUUCCAGGCAUGUGUUUCUGGAAAGAGCAUCUUAGCGAAGUGUGAAGGACCGUGUCCCUGCCUGCCUGGACAGGAAGUCUUCAAGCCACACACUGAAAAGAACGCUUGCAGUGAUGCUGAUCUGAGGAGUUUGGCCUCUAGACUGAAGGACUGGUUCGGUGUCCUGCACAUGGACGCCAACCGAGAUCUGAAGACUUCUGCCAAUGACAACGGUCAAGGACGUUUUGACACCAGCAUCCUCCCCAUCUGUAAGGACUCUCUUGGUUGGAUGUUCAACAAGUUGGAUAUGAACUAUGAUCUCUUGCUCGACCAGUCAGAGCUCAGCGCCAUUUAUCUGGACAAGUACGAGCUGUGUAUGCGCCCACUCUUCAACUCCUGUGACUCCUUUAAGGAUGGGAAGCUGUCCAACAACGAGUGGUGCUAUUGCUUCCAGAAACCAGAUGGUCUGCCUUGUCAGAAUGAAAUAAAUAGGAUUCACACUCAAAGCCGACGGAAGUCUCUCAUAGGAGCGUAUGUCCCACGCUGUACGGAGGAUGGCUACUUUAAGGCUACACAGUGUCACGGCAGCACAGGCCAGUGUUGGUGUGUUGAUAAAUAUGGCAAUGAGAUUGCAGGCUCCAGGAAACAAGGCAACCCGAUCUGCGAGGAGGAUCAAGAGACCUCUGGGGAUUUUGGCAGUGGAGGAGCCGUCAUUCUUCUCGAUGACCAGGAGGAGGAGGAGGAGCCUCCACAGAACAGGCGGCGCAGACAGAAGGAGAAGCGAGGCAGGCUCCGUCCCCGUGGGGCCAUAGAGGAUGAUGAAGAUGAAGAGGAUGACAAAGAAGAUGAGAUUGGCUACAUCUGGUAGCUCCACCCCCAUCUCCCAUUGGCCAACCAGGGACCCCGGUUGUAAUGCACAGUUCUGAAGCCAUUCCAACCCCACAAUCUGGAUCAGAAUCUCAAAAAAACCCAUCAAUAACUAUAACCUGCAUCACCUGUAUUCUUUUUUUCCCUUUUUUAAUUUUUUUCCUUUUCUUUGUUUGUCUGUAUCCUAUUUUCUGGCUGUACUAAACAAUAUAAAAAAAAGUAAAAACUCUCAUAGCUGCAUUAACACAUUCUGUAUCUGGCAAUGGCAACCACAUGCUCUCACUCUUUUUUUCAUUACCAACUUUUCAUUGUAUUGUUUUUCUUUCUUCUCUCUUUUUUUUCCAUCCAUAGAGCUCCUGAAGCCAUUUGAGAGCUGCGGCUGUAAAUAUUUCUUUUUCUCUUCAGACAGAUGAGGCGCUAUGUCUCCCUCCAUCCCAGAGUCUCUCACCUGAGCCUUCUAGGAGACUCCUAGAAGUUCUAGAAGGUUCUUCAGGUGGUGUAGAAUGUUAUUAAAAUUAAGUAAAAAUAUUAUCCAAUGAGUGUGUGAGAAUUAUUAAAGGUUCUGGUGUGUUUUAGGAGGCUCUAGUGAGACACUCGACGGGCCUAUGCAUGUUCCCCACUGUGGAGGCGAGAAGAAGGUGAUGUUUUUUUUCAGCUGGUGGCUAAUAACAAGCCAAUGAGCAUUUUAUUUUGUGAUACUGCUGUUGUUUGCUGACGCUCUGCUUCGUUCUGUUGCUGGAUGGUCGCCACAGUGCUACCACAAAUCUCUAUUAACAAAAGUUUCUAUUCCACCGGACAGUGUGGUACGGUGAGCUCAUGGUACUGUAACUAAUCCAUGAUCCCACAAACACAAGUGCUGAAUUUGGGUACCCUUCUUGCCAAGGCAUCAAGAACACUCAACUGGGAGCCAGAAAUGGUGCAAACUUUUGACUGUUGAAAUGUCAUUGUCACGGCAUUGUCACGUGAGUCACCCAUAAUUUUUCAAAAAAAUCAAGAACGCUACUGGAUUGUUUUAUGUCUCUUCACAUAAUUCCAAAUGCAGAGUAACUGAAAAACCAUACCAUGAAGCUCCUUCAUUGUUGCUGUUAUCAUUAGUGUGAGAUGUUAGCACUAGCGUUGCUUGGGAAAUGGCAUCAUCAACCCACAACCUUUAGACAACUCCUUCUAUUUUCCCAAGUACUUUUAAAGGAAAUGGACACAGGUACUCAAGCAGGACGCAGACAGUUGUGAAUUCGGGUUAGUAAGCAUACCAUACCAUACUACACUGUCCAGUGGAAAAGCAGAGAAGUGUGUGUCUGUGUCUGUGUCUGUGUGUGUAUCCAAACCGAUUAGUAGCCAAAACUUACAUCACUCCAAUUCUGACAUGAGUAAAAAUGUUUGAUUUAAGCAAUUAUUCUUUUUCAGUCAUUCUUGCUCUCAUAUUUUUUCAAAGUUCCUUAUGUCAGAGAAAGGUUAGGAACAUUCCCCAGCAGUGUAUGAAUGCUGGUGUGUGACGCACCAUCAAGUUUUUAAGCCUGCCCUUCACACAAUUCCACUAAAUGCGCUCUCAUUCUGAAAUAGAAAUAAUGGCUGUGGACAAAAAAACUCUUCAUGGCCCCUUCAGUGUCAAGCUGGGUGCUUUUGUUAACCUGGCUGUGACACUUUUUUCCACUUACUUUCGAAGCAGGCAACAUUUUAUUUUGACAGUCUCUUAAGAAAAAUGGAUUUUGUAUAUGCAGUUUUCUCCCGCUGUGCUCAAUCGUCAGCAUGGUGUGUAAAGAACGGGAAAAAACCUGCAUAGUUUUGAAUAGAACCUAUUAGAAGUAGGUCUUUGCUCCCCUCUCUCAUACAGAGAUAAAUCACACUCGGGGUAGAUCCGUGUAUAAAUGUACACCAUGAGACUAGGUGAGAAAGUUGGUGAUUAAAUAGUAGUGUCAGUUUUAAGGGGAUGUUUUAAAGCUCUAAGACUCAGACCUGAGUGCCAGAUUUAAUAAAUCAGAUUAAAGUUGUCAUAUGGGCUUAAUCAUAAUGACGUGUCCCUCUGUGGAGUCUGAUCAGUGAGGAGACGGAUUAUAGCGCAUUUCAUUACUGAUAGCAGAAGUGAUUACAUCACAGCAUUCAAUUCAGUAUAUUUGUCUUUGUCUCUCAGAGCCACACUUACAUGCAUCCCUGAGAUAUUUAUCAGCAUGUGUGAGGGACAGAGGGAUAAACGAUGAUGAUGAUGAUGAUGAUGAUCUAUGUGGGAAUAUAUAAUGCUCUACCGUUAUCUAUCUUUGACAUGAAAAUACACUUUAGUCAUUCAGUUUGCAUGUCUGGCCUGUAAAUCAGUGGCUCGCAAAGUGGGGUUUGGUGACUCUCAGGGGCCAAUAAGGUAUAACCAAGGGUAAUUUCUUUUUAAAAAAUUCAUUACAGUGAUGAAAAUCACAACCCAUUAUUAAGUUGGUAUUAUAGAUACAUAUAUUUAUUGAUGCAACUCUAUGUAGUAUUACACACAGGAUAGAGACAUUGCUUAUUUAGUUAAAGAGAGUAGAGUCUGUUGGGAUAACUGAAUAGAAACCUUCAAGAUAAUCAGUCAAAAUGAGGUAAAGAAAGAGUUUGCUGAACUCUCACACUCAGUAACUCCUAAUUCGCCCAACACAGUUCAGUUAAAAGUUAUUAAGGUUAAAGUUAGUUAUGAUACCAAACAAAUGAAACCAACCAUAUUGCUCUCGUUUGUUACACUUCCUACUAAUUUCUCAUGAGCUCAUUAUAUUUAUUUUACUUAUCAUCCUGCUUGACUGGCCACUUUUGAAUGUAUUUAUUUUAAUGCUCAAUAACUUCAAAAUAAGUAGCCUCUAAAUAAUGCAAACUUGGACCUAAUGUGUUUUUGGUGGAAAAUUCAGGAAUAAAAACAUCUAUGGCUGCAAUAAAUAGCCAAAAUAGUUUUUGUACACAUCUGAAGAAUGAGUCUAAUAGUUAAAAAGUUGGAUUAUACUCUAUUCUUUGAAACACUUGGGUACUUGGGAUUUAUUUAAUAGUUAAAUUAGGGGUCCCUAGCAGACAAGGUUUGAGAACCCUGACUUUAAAUAGCCGUACAGUCGCCAUCUUCAUUGUCCAUCAGAAAGCAGUGAUGUUUGCCAUUACUGACCACCGUCCAGUGUCUGUCCUGCUUCAGCAUGAACCUCCGACCUCUCCAUGAAUUGGUUUGCUACUGCACCAAUGAAUUGCCUUGUUAAUUCAGUAAUCAUCCCUACAACACACACACGCACACACACACACACACACACAGAUAACAGUACUGCUAAUGCUAUUGCAGAUACGACUAAUGCACCAAUUACAGUAAAUGGCCAUAUUUGCAAGAGUCUUCUUUGUUAAUUCUCUAUAUUUUUUACUUUGUAAAGAUGAUGAUAAAGACAACAGAUUUUAAAAAAAAUAAAAGAGUACUAAAAUGAUGAUGUAAUAUAAUACAGUAGUGUGGCUUUGUCCAUUUGCAUUGCAGAUAUUGGGUGUAUAAGUCCCCUGUAGUCUUAACUGUAAUGUAGACCCUUUCCUCUCCUCUCUCCCUCUUCCUCUCUCUCUCUUUCAGAGUGUGUACUAGUGUUCUCAGUUUUAUGCCUGUCUUCUUUUCCCUCCUUUCCUCUCCCUGAUCCUGAGUCCUGCUGGAAUGUUGAUGUUCUGGGCUGAAUCCCUUUCUGUUUGUUCAGGUUUUAUUUAUUUAUUUAUUUAUUUUGGAUUUGAUUUUUUCCAAAAAUUUCAUCUGUAAAACGGUUUCAUGAAAAAAAUGUUUGUCUGAAUAAAUCUGGAGUCUGUCCUUGUCCA